Messenger RNA from Lactuca virosa, 1335 nucleotides. The record is from the annotation of a GenBank genome assembly. NCBI's taxonomy places the organism in Eukaryota, Viridiplantae, Streptophyta, Magnoliopsida, Asterales, Asteraceae.
AUGAGAAAGAAAAGAUGCACGAAUGGGAAAAAACGAUUCCGAACAAAAUUCACUCAAGAUCAGAAAGAAAAGAUACACAAAUUAGUUGAACGAGUCGGAUGGAAGAUGCAGAAGCGAGACAAAGACUUAAUAAUCGGAUUCUGCAACGAAAUUGGGGUCGAUAAAGGGGUUUUCAAAGUCUGGAUGCAUAACAACAAGAUGACGUUCGGCGUCAAGAAAGAUUCCGGCAACCACAACAACGACAAUGGAUCUCCCGGCGGUGGAAUUGAUUUCUUAACAAAUAGAAAUAACCACCACGAACAAUCAAAAUGUCUUCCUUCGUAUGUUUGCAGAUUUUUGAGUAGAUUUCAGGGGGAUAAGCGAUUUAUUGAAAAGGAAAGGGAGAGAAAGACAGACAGCGAUAGAACUGCUAAGAUUCUUGGACCUCUGGGUGUGGCCGCCAUGGAUGCUCCAGGAACCUCCUCUCUUUGUGUGAGUAUGGGAUCCUUAGGGUUUGAAAAUGAUAUCCCGGGCCCAAAAACAUACCGCAAUCUCGGACUCAAAGAAACAUACAAGCAAAAUCCAGGAAACCCAAAAGUUCUAUCCCUCCUUUCUUCACUUCUUGAAAGAUCUAUAAUAAAGAACGAGGCCCUUCUCGAGGCAACACAAACCAAAGAUGUUGUUACAGCUUUUCAUGGUUCAAGAGCCCCUACACUUAGCAUCAAAGAGUACAUUGAUCGCAUCUUUAAAUACUCAAGCUGCAGCCCUUCAUGUUUCGUUGUUGCACAGGUGUAUAUAGAUCGGUUUAUUCAUUGUGGAAAUGUUAAUUUGACGUCUCUUAGUGUUCAUCGCCUUCUUAUCACCAGUGUCAUGCUUGCUGCAAAGUUCAUUGAUGAUGCAUUCUACAACAAUGCGUAUUAUGCUAAAGUGGGAGGAGUGACAACAGCAGAAUUGAACAGAUUGGAAAUGAAAUUCCUAUUUGGUCUUGACUUUCGGCUCCAUGUAAGUGUCGGUACGUUUGGGAAAUAUUGUUCUGAAUUGGAAAAGGAAAAGGAAGUGCUUCAGGUGGAAAGACUGCCACGUGUGAUUCAUGCUGCUUGUGGACUCAAGGAGAACUGGUCCACCACUGAUAAUGACUCUGGUUCUUAUGCAACAGCUGAAAUACAUAUCAUAUAGGUAGAGAGUUUAGGCUUAGAAAUGUUUUUUUUUUUUUUUUUUGUUGGUUGUAUUAAAACUGGGGUAGAAGUUAAGGAAUAAAUUUUUUGGGAUUCCUAUGCACAUAUUGAAGUGCAAGUUUGGUGUUAUUGUAUUAGAGUGAUGUUAUGUGUGAGUGAAAAACACGAGUGGAAAGCCUUG